This is a messenger RNA of Eruca vesicaria subsp. sativa (arugula), 720 nucleotides long. The record is from the annotation of a GenBank genome assembly. NCBI's taxonomy places the organism in Eukaryota, Viridiplantae, Streptophyta, Magnoliopsida, Brassicales, Brassicaceae.
AUGGCAACAUACAAAUCUCCCAGGAAGUUUGUUAACCUACUAUCUCCGGCAGUCGAGUUCAUUCAACAUUUAACCAGAAAGAAAAAUCAUGUUUCGUUGUUUUUUGCUGCUGUGGACUUGAGGUUCGAAGUCGAGCCGAAGGACUCGAAAACAAUGACCGUGAACAUACUUGGGAACCUAAUCUCGGGAAGCUACAAAACUGUCACAGCAACAUUCACCGUUGGGGAAGGCAUGACAAAAACAAAUAAUAAUACAUUCACCGUUGGGGAAGGCGUGACAGCUAGCUGCCUCACGUACACCUUUGAAUUCGAGAAGAUUAGAAAUAACAUUGAAGAUGCAAAGAUCGUUGAAUCUCUAGUCACGUACAUCCGUUUAAGCGAUAUCAGCUAUGUUAGGAAAGUUAAGUACAACUCCAUUGACGCUGGGUAUCCGGCGGAAGAGUGCUUCAAAGUUUUCGUCAACGCAUUUAAAGAUGACCAUGAGGUGGAGAUGGGUGGUGUGGAUGGGCAGAGAAGGACAUUUGCGAUCAACUUUCCUUCCAUGAUGGAAAAUUUCAAGACGACCGAAGUAACCAUCACUGUUAUUCCUAAGAACAAAGAUAGCCGCGUGAAAUGGACCAUCAAGGUCGAGAAGAUUGAUGAAAAAACCGAAGAACCAUACUCGUUCUUAUCCAUUGCCUGUUCUAUCCGUGAGACUAUCCAGAGCAAGUUUCCUAAAUAA